This is a messenger RNA of Plenodomus lingam JN3, 2469 nucleotides long. The record is from RefSeq and is a predicted model, not a curated record. NCBI's taxonomy places the organism in Eukaryota, Fungi, Ascomycota, Dothideomycetes, Pleosporales, Leptosphaeriaceae.
AUGUCUGACGCCGACGAUGCGCCUGAGACGACCGUUGCUGCGCCCAAUCCAGACGCCCAGACGACGGUCAACGACUUCCUCGACUACACAGAGUUCUUCCCCUCGGACCUGCAGCGCUCCCUGACGCUAAUCACCGACCUCGACUCGACUUCGCGCGACGCCGUGCAAAGGGUCCAUGAGCUCACAGCGCUGUAUGGCAAGCUGCCCUCGCUCCCCGAGCAUGAGCGCCCCGAUCCGGUGGUCCUGCGCAGACAGAUUGCCCAGCACCUGAAAAAGGCUAUAGAUCAGCGCGAAUACGCCUACACAGAGGCCUCUCGUCUGUACGAGGUCACGGUGCGCCACUGCCAGCGCUCGACGGUGAUCAAGAAGAAGCUCCAGGCCCAGCCAGAGCCUCCAUCGCGUGAUCCCACGCCGCCGCCCGUGUCGCCCACCGCCCACCGACAGCUGAACCGCAGCUACGAACGACCCCCGCACCUGCGCCUGACCUUCGACCCUGGUCGCCAUGGCACCAACACGUCGCGGCCGCGCGAACGCCAUAAGAAGUCUGCCGUGCCGGUUCCGCGUGCGCGCUUCAGGAGACACAGCGCCUCUUCCGGCUCCGAUUCGGACAACAUCCAUGUGGUGCCACCGCCUAAAAAGCGCAGGGACAGAGAGAGAGAUCGCCAGCACAAGUCGACCCGGCCGCGGCCUCCUGGUGUACUGGGCACCAAUGUACACAGCUCCAUCGCAGGCAUCUCCACCAGUAACGCACUUGCCCAGCUCGCACCGCCACCACCCGAUGCCCUUCCCGGUAGCAAAUGGGCUCCUUGGGGAAAGCUCACGGAAUAUGAAAUGGCUGUACUUAGGAAACAGAUGAAGAAGAACGCAGUAUGGACCCCCAGCAUGACCAUGGUCACCCGCGAACUUGAACGGAAGCACCGCACCCAAGCCGACUACGACAACGAAAAGGCGCGGUGUGAAGCUGCAGGGGUGGAAAUACUCGACGAAGAGCCUGAGACUUUGCAGCAAAUCAUGACUGCCUCUGGUCUUGGCCAAUUGGCACCGCAUGGUCCUGCCGCAGAGAGCCCACCAGCGCCUAGUGAGCCGAUGGAGGAUGAGCCAAGGGAGGAAAUUGGUACUGUCAGCAUCCGCCUCAAGCCAGUAGAGGCCAAAGAAGGUAGGAUGUUAGAUCGUCUUUCGCAGCGUCAGCAAGCGAUGCGUGAUGCGCAAGAGCUUGUCGACGCGACCGAGAAAAUCAAAGAAGCUGCAAAUGGCCUGAAAGAGCUGACCUUUGGCCCUCAUGCUGUAGCUACUUCCUCUCAAAAAAAGCGCACAGCUCCUCGGUCUGGCACCAAACGAAAACGCGAUGCUUCUCAGCCACCUGCUGAUGAAGAUGCUGAGCUCACAAGAGAAAACUCGGUUGCGACGCAGGAUAGUACAGCGCGGCCACCAGAACCUAAGCGUGUCAAGUCUCAGCUACAUAGCUCUGUGCCCGAUUCCAUCACGUCUCCUGCCCCUAUCCCAUCUGCUGUCUCUACUCCGAGAGGAAGUCACGCAUCCGUUGCGCCCUCGCCCGUAGCCCACACACACAUUCCCUUACCAGAACUGGCCAAGGCCUCCAUACCCACAAGUGUUCAGGUACCCCUUGCGCCAGCCGGGCCAAGCACCCCAAAGGUCAACAAGGCUGCUCCGAGACAGUCUAGUAGGCAGCCAACCCCUGGUGCAGAAUUUCCAACAGCGGGUGAAAGCUCUACGAUCUCGGCGGCAUCAGCCUCGGUGAUUGCUCCGGCACCCGCAGCCACAGCAGCGUCUUCUAGACCACGACGCGAGUCUGUUGCACCCAAAGUUCUUAGCCCGUCAGAGAUUGUAGCACUUCCAAUGAAAACAUCCAAGGCCUCUACUCCAGGACCUGAGGGGGUACCCGAGGCUCCUACCCCAGCCCUUCGUCCUCGUUCUGCCCGUGGUCAUGUUCCCACACCCAAAGCUCAGAGCGAGGAGCCAAAACCAAUGGAACUCAGCCGCGUGACGCGUGAGACACGCCGUCACAGUAUCUUCAGUCAGUCUGCCAUUGCUGAAAAUCCGCAGGGAACGCGCACUAGUUCACGCAGGAAACCGCCCCCGAAAGGCGAGGUCACUGCUGCUGAACACGGACAAAAGACUGUGACGAACGUCAAGCGCGCUCAAGGUAGCAAGAAUAAGAAGAAAAGAAAGACCGAAGAGGAGACGGAACAGGUUGACGACAUUGAUCCCGAUGAGCCGAAGUAUUGCAUCUGCGACGAUGUUAGUUAUGGUGCCAUGAUAUCGUGCGAUAACAACUGCGACAAGGAAUGGUUCCAUCUCCCUUGUAUGAACAUGACUGAAGAAGAUAUACCCUCACGCCGCGCGAAAUGGUACUGCCCUGAUUGCCGCGCCGCACUCCACACGGAUGCAUAUGGCAACCCUCUAGUCCCGCCUCCACUGCCCGGAAGAAGAGGUAAUAGGUCUGCGUAA